Molecule: messenger RNA, 486 nt
Organism: Beauveria bassiana ARSEF 2860
Lineage: Eukaryota; Fungi; Ascomycota; Sordariomycetes; Hypocreales; Cordycipitaceae
Product: vacuolar ATP synthase 16 kDa proteolipid subunit
Exons: 5
Coding region: 1-486 (161 amino acids)
Biological process (GO): proton transmembrane transport
Cellular component (GO): proton-transporting V-type ATPase, V0 domain
Molecular function (GO): proton-transporting ATPase activity, rotational mechanism
Source: RefSeq, a predicted model, not a curated record
AUGUCUACUGAGCUUUGCCCCGUCUAUGCGCCCUUCUUUGGCGCCAUGGGUUGCACCUGUGCCAUUGUCUUUACCUGCCUAGGCGCCUCCUACGGUACCGCCAAGUCUGGUGUCGGUAUCGCCGCCAUGGGUGUCCUCCGCCCUGACCUCAUCGUCAAGAACAUUGUUCCCGUUAUUAUGGCUGGUAUCAUUGGUAUCUACGGUCUCGUCGUGUCCGUUCUCAUUUCCGAUGGCCUGACGCAGAAGCUUCCUCUCUACACUGGUUUCAUCCAGCUUGGUGCUGGUCUAUCCGUCGGUCUUGCUGGUCUUGCUGCGGGCUUUGCCAUUGGUAUCGUCGGUGAUGCUGGUGUCCGUGGUACCGCGCAACAGCCCCGUCUCUUUGUUGGCAUGAUUCUCAUCCUGAUUUUCGCUGAAGUCCUCGGUCUAUACGGUCUCAUUGUCGCACUGCUCAUGAACUCCAAGGCCAACACCGACGUCAGCUGUUAA